Messenger RNA from Pecten maximus, 5607 nucleotides. RefSeq names its product beta-N-acetyl-D-glucosaminide beta-1,4-N-acetylglucosaminyl-transferase-like. The coding region runs from base 187 to 1056 and encodes 289 amino acids. The transcript is spliced from 8 exons. Lineage: Eukaryota; Metazoa; Mollusca; Bivalvia; Pectinida; Pectinidae. Gene Ontology annotation, biological process: glycosphingolipid biosynthetic process; carbohydrate metabolic process. The record is from RefSeq and is a predicted model, not a curated record. Gene Ontology annotation, molecular function: N-acetyl-beta-glucosaminyl-derivative 4-beta-N-acetylgalactosaminyltransferase activity.
CUCCGCACAGGAGAGUUCCCUUUGACAGGAAAGCACAUGAAGACAAGCCGGCGUAAUUUGAAUGGAUUUAAAGAUCCCCAAGUAUGAUGUAUAAUUAUGUAUUGGACGGUUAUUGUAUAAUGUUUUAGUUGGGAUGUCAUCAAUUCCAAAAUUGUUUAUUCCUUCUGGAGACAGAGAAAAAUACAGAUGAAAGUGAGCUACUUUGGAUUGGCGAUGAGAAGAUGCAGGUGCGUGUCAGUCUUCGUACUCGUUCCCAUCUGCUACAUCCUCUGUAUGCAUCUAAAGGAAUCCUAUAUUGCGCAUCAAAAUUUUGUCAUCGCCAUGCCAGUGGACAAUCUCGACUCGUGUCACCGAACGCUACACUAUUUGGAACGACAACCAGUGGAGGAAACCGAGGUCACUUUAGAGUAUUUGGAGAGACUUUACAGUAAUAGAAGUCUACUGGGUGGUCACUUUCGCCCUUCUAUAUGUACAGGUGUGGGUAGGACAGCUAUUAUAAUACCAUACCGGGACAGAAAGAAACAUCUACUACAGUACCUUAACAAUGUACUGCCCAAACUUCUCAGACAACAAAUCGACUUCACUAUAUUCGUCAUUGAACAGAGUGAAGGCUCCAGCUUUAACAGAGGACUGAUAAGAAAUGUUGGUUUCGUAGAAGCAAUGAAAUCUGGUCCGUUUGACUGUUUUAUCUUCAAUGACGUCGAUACCAUCAUAGAGGAUGACCGGAACAUCUUCUACUGUAAUCCUAAUAUGGUGCGACAUAUGGUGUCUGGUGUCGACCGAGAUGGCUACAAAUUGCCAUACUAUAGACUAGUAGGAGGAAUCAUUGGGUUUACUCCAGAGCAAUUCCAACAUAUCAAUGGCUACUCGAAUUUAUUUUUCCUUUGGGGCGCUGAAGAUGACGAUCUAUACAGAAGGAUAGUCGGCGAAGGGUUACUUAUAGAAAGACCCCCAAAUCCUAUAGCAACUAUAACGACACUCAAACACGUAGCAGAUCCUAUUUUCAAGGCUAGAUUGACCAUAUACGAGUCUCUUGAAGGGCUACUACAAGUCUGAAGGGUUGAAUAGUUUAGAAUAUACGUUACUAGAUUUCAAAAAAUUGCCGCUAUUCACUAGGAUCUAUGUCGAGGUAGACGAAAACGCUAUACGAAAGAGAUUUUUCUAGAUUCUAAGAAGAUGCAGUGAAACAUUGUGAUCCAUGUGUCACCUCCAGGAUAAACUGUGUUAUUCAAUGAAUCCUUAAACUAUAAAUAAACUAACGAAUCCAGGAGACAUCAAAACUGCUAUGAAGGCCAUGACCUGGUUAUCAUGACGUCAUUAUUGUCACGUUGGCUAAAACCGACACUUGCUGUAAGAUGACCGAUCUGUUAGUUGAAUAAGUAUACAUACUUUUACAUGUUGUUUAUUUUAUAUAUUUUUUAUUUUUUAUUAGAAAUGAUAUUUUCAAGGAUAUAUCAGUAUUCUCAAUAUUGUAAUAUUAAAAAGGGAAAAAAAAGAAGAAAAAAAAGAAAGAAAAAUGACAAACUUUGAAGUUGUUACGACAUUCAUUAUUAAUUUGAAUGUCAACUGAAAACAAAUUAUUCCAGUAAGUGAUCGUCGUCGUUAUAUUCAACUUUGUCAUAAUGCCAUAAUCAAUGUUUACAUGUGUAAGAUACCUGCUGCACAUGACGUGUUUUACCUUAGCUCUCCUGGAUAUUUGAAUGUGUAUUGUUUUACGAGUGCUAAAUCAUUUGUAAGGGGAAUGUUAUUUUUGACGAUUUCAUAUUUUUAUGAAUUGAUUUAGCCUUCUGACAAUUGUAAUGGAAUGGGAAGCAGUUCUUUUUUACUAUGUCUCAACUCAAACUUUCUACCUAAUGAAUUCAUUAUAUCACGACAUUCAUCAAACCAAGAUUCAGUUACGUACAUUCCCUAAUUCAAAGUUAUUUUGUCAUGUGUCAUGUUUGAAAUCACUCUUUUAUAUUACAUAAAAGAGUAUAUUAUCAUACCUUUUUUAUUUGUCAAAACUUUGUGCAUUUUUUACAUAGAUCUAAAUAUCAUAGUAUGAAGAACCAAUACUGCCUUAACGAUGUGAUAUUUAUACAUACAAAUGGGUAAAAUAUGGUAUUCUUCUUUGGCAAGCCAUAUCGUGGUCGUUUUAUUGAGUCAAGUCCAACAAGAAAUUAACAGAUAUCCGCAUUGAUGUACGAAGCAAAAUCGUAAAGAAAUUCUAGACAAUAAUUUUGGACAAUGUUUGUCACCGUAUUAACCAAUACCCUCACUAUAAAUUUUGAUUGUCUUCAUCAAGGCCGGAUUUUUGUUUAUAAAAACGUAUCUUAAAUAAUUGAAAUUAGAAUUUCCAAUUGUGAAUUUUGAAAAAUAAAAAUCUCUGAUUCGAUUUUUUUCACUUCUACAUAAAGAAAUCUUUAUGCUUUUGUUUAUUGGUAUUCGUUCAAAUGUACAUCAGAAGGUGAGGUGAAUAUUUUGAUUUUUUCACAAAUGAGUACAUCUGUAACACGAGUGAAAAAUAUGACAAAUAUCCACCGUGGGAAGGAACCAUGACUGUCUCUUUGACCGUAUAUGCUUGAAUAAUUAUGACGAUCAACAUAUGUCGUUUAUAAUUUAACCUCCUACUAUUGAAGCAUUACUUAUUUGUAUAAUCCCUGGAGAAGUGACAUGAAAUGGUAUUUUAAUGCAUUUCAAAACAGAUAUUUUUGUUAACCUUUUGUCCAGAUUUACAUUUUACAAUUAAAAGUUGAAUAUGGCUUUCAAAAUACCACACAUUAACGUCACAGCACUACGAUAUGGAACAAAAAUAGAAAUUAAAACUAACACAAACAGAUGAUUGAACUGAAGUAAACAUAAAUAAAACGGAUUCUACAUACGAUUCUCAUGAUGCCAUGGGACUUUAUUUAUGUUAUAUUAAGACAGAAAAUCAGCUAAAGCAUGCUCGUUAUUCCAUUGUUAAUGAAGUGUAUAUGUAAGGUGUUCUCUUAUUGUUGUCUAACGUUAUCAAACUUCCGCCCAUCCAUUUCUCACGAAUCUCUCAGGGAGGAAUUUUGUUUAAUGUUUAUUUUGUAUGAUUAAACAAACUCUUCAAGACAACGGGAUUGACUGUGUGAUUAGAUGAUUGUAUUAAAUGAGAUUUUAUUGCAUUGAAAUCUGUUUUUAAAUAUGAAACGUUUCGAGUUUUAUUGCUACCAGUCCUGGAUGUAUUGGUCGCUGUACCAGCCAUAUUAUAGGGUUUUCACAAGGAUAUAAACAGCCUGUGUAAUAUGAUUAGCUCGCUAGCAUGGUUUGUAGGCAGUGAUUGGCUAACUGCUGUUUGUAAUGUCACCGUUUAUUCUUCUGCUAUUCCACUCAUGGUGGCGUUGUUGUUUGGUCCAGUCAGAAAUAAUCCUUUUUGUGUCCAUCUUACCUUUUCGGAAAGCUAGUACUGUCAUAAUAUGACCAGUUAUAUGUGAUAUAAACAGGAAUGAUAGAAAUAUUCUCUACAUUAUUGGACUGUGGUCACGUUUGGGUAUAAGUUUCUAUUGAAAUCCACGUUAAUUGGGAGGCGUCAUUAAACUGACAAUCAUUGAAGACUUACUGGUUACCAUAGUUAUACUUAAUAUCAAUUGCAACAGCAAUUACAGUUAAUGAUUUUAAGUUUUUAUAAACAUCUAUCAAAAUGGUAUUUGAUCUUUACCAAGACUACUGUAAAAUAUAUGGCAAUGUUUUGUUGAUGCGAAUUAAUGAUUUUGUUUUCCAAAUAUCAAUCUUCUAUUUUGAAGUUUUUUCCUGAUAUUGUAUUAACAAUAAAAAAAAUCAGCGGUGAACAUGUAAGCGCAUGGCACAUUAUUUGAUAUAAUGUCCCUUUGAUGGUAUAGAUACACAUAUAUCUGUUUGGAUUUGUUUUUGUUAAUCCCUUUAUCUUUUAACUACUUAAAAUCAGGUAACUAGUGCACAAGAAAACAAAAAUUGCUAAUAAAUAAAUAUAAAUAUAUGUAUGUAAAGGAAUUUACAUAAGAUGUGUAGAUAUUUCUACACAAUAUGAAUGUUAUGAUUGUAUAUUGUAUGAAUAUAUGUGUACAUUUAUGAAUGAGAAAUCUGAAUGGAUUUUGUAGUUAUUGUAUGUGGUUAUGAUAGCGGUUUUUAUCGUCACCAUGAAUUACCAUGGGCAAACUCAAACUCUACUUACUUUUACAUCCGGGAUAUUAAAAAGAGGAUAGUUCAAACACUAACGUUAAGAUAGUUAUUAGGUAUCACUCCAUAUAACAGACGAUCCGAUUGGAUGGCGUUAAACAUAACGCAGUAUCUGAUAGGAUUACAUGAUUCCUUGACGUCACCUUAAAACAUUGAAUAUGGAACGGGUUAUCUUAUUGCAUGGCAGUAUUCCUUUGACAUCAACAUGAAACAAACAACGAGGUAUCAGAUUGGAUGAUAUUAUUCUAUUGACAUCUAUAUCAAUCAUGAAAAUUUAUAACGGGGUAUCUGAUUGGAUGAUAUUAUUCGUUUGACGUCACUAUAAAUCAUGAAACAUGUAACGGGGUAUCUGAUUGGAUGAUAUUAUUCGUUUGACGUCACUAUAAAUCAUGAAACAUGUAACGGGGUAUCUGAUAAGAUUUGAUGAUCCACACGAUCAUAUAUCCUUCGUGCAACAAAUCGUCCGCUAGGCUCUAUUGUGAUAUCCUAAAGUUCGUAUGCGAGCCUAUUUGGACAUAGACAUUUCAAUGCAGUAAUGACAAAGUAAUGACAGGCCUCUAUAUACUCCCAACAUCUACAUGGCGUCAUAAAUGUUUUAUAAGUAUAUCGUGGGGGGUUAGAGAAAGGUUGAUUUUUAGGAGUAAGUGACAUCAAUAGCAUCGUAGAUUACAUGUGAGCGAAAUUCAAUCCACGAAUUCUACAGGCUGGGUUUAAAAGUAGCUCAUUUCAUGGACUGACUCAAAAACAUAGGUAAGCUUAACAUGGUUACCUCCCCUGUCAUUUAAAACAAAUUAAUGAAAAAUUCCAAAUGUUUCCUGGAGAUGAUUUCAUUUUUUGCCACAUUAAGAAAUCUGAUAUAUAUAUAUCGAUAAUUUGGUUUGUAGUUGAAGAUUACUUAUAUUUUACAAGAUGAGGUGAGUGUUUCGAUUUUCACAAAUAAGCAAACAUUUAUAUGCGACAUGAGUGAAAAAUAUGACAAAUGUUCACCGAGCAAAUGAAAAAGGUCUGUAACUUUGACCUUUGUAUGCUCGAAAAGUGCUGAUGAACCACAUAUUACGAAUGUUAUUUGCGUUAUAACUAACAGUGGUGAGUUGAAAGUGAUAUUUUCCAUGCAAAUGUAUAUAUUGUUUUAUCAGUUUUAUGUUAGAAUUAUGGUUUCAUUAUUUCGGUGUUGUUUUUGAUAUAUUGAUUUACUGUCGUUGAGUACAUCCAUUUCUUAAAAUACUUCACAAAAUGCAUUCCAUUGAUUACAUAUAUUUUCAUUGGUUUCUUUUAACGAGAAUUCAUUCCAAACUAGAAUGAAUAUAUUUUUUCUUUUUUAAACGGACGUAGGAAGACCAACUUCUGUAUGGUGAUUGUGUGUGUCAUUGCCAAUUGCCAUAUUAUAACUUUAUUUAUAGUUUUAAAAAUGAAAUGUUUCAAUGAGUAAUAAAACAAUGUUAGAUA